CUGAUUGGACAACCAGACAACAGAGGACAAAAGCACAAAGUACCAAACGAAUUAAGAAAACAGAACAAAGGACAAAUUCCUUCAGGGACACCACAGAGGACGAUUUUAAACCUCCUUGAUCCUUAAGAAAAUAUAUUUCAUGUGAUGUGCAGACAGCUAAAGGUGCACAGCCAAUAUGUCUGACUCAUCAUCAUCAACUGAAAAACCAGCUGUUAAACGAAAACAAUUCAAAUGUGACCAGUGUGAUUAUUCCACGCCAAAAAAAGUCAGCUUAAACAGACAUGUUAAAACACACGCUGGUGAGAAACCCUACAUGUGUGAGCACUGUGGAUACAGAGCAGCCAAGAACAGCCAGCUACGAGAACAUCAGAGGACACAUUCCGUAGAAAAACCCUACAGAUGUGACCAGUGUGACUACUCGACUGCAUAUAAAAGUUACUUGACGGUACACAUGUCAAGACACGGUGUCGAGAAACCUUUUGUUUGUGAGGAGUGUGGUUACAAGACUGCUGUCAAGCAAGACUUGGCCUCACAUAUGAUGAGACACACCGGUGAGAAACGUCACAAAUGUGACCAGUGCGACUAUUCUGCUGUGUAUAAGAACGAUGUACGCAGACACAUCAAGUUCAAACACUGCGGUGAGAGGCCGUACGUUUGUGAGGAAUGCGGGCACAGAACGGCUACGAAGGGUCAACAAAAUUCCCACAUGAAAAAACACACCGGGGAAAGACCGUUCAAAUGUGACCAGUGUGACUAUGCCGCUGCCACGAAAGUCCAUCUAGAGAAACAUAUCAUAAGAAGACACACAGGUGAGAAACCGUACCUCUGUGAGGAGUGUGGGUACAGGACAGGCGUUAAGUCUGACUUAGCCUUACACAAGAAGAGAAGACACACUGGAGACAACAAAUGCGAACAAUGUGACUACGCUACUGCAAAGAAAACAGACCUAGACAGACACGUCAAAGCAAAGCACAUGAAAAAACACAAGGGUGAAAAAUCUUACAAAUGUGACCUGUGCGAUUAUUCAACAGCCUGGAAAUACAGCUUGGACGAACACAUAAAAACACACACCGGUGAGCGGCCCUACAUGUGUGAACACUGUGGAUACAGAGCUAGGCAGAAAUGCCAGCUACUGAAACAUCAGAGGACACAUUCUGUAGAGAAACCCUACAAAUGUGACCAGUGUGACUACUCCACUGCACUGAGAAGAAACUUGAAGUUACACAUUAUGAGACACAGUGAUGAGAAGCCUUACGUGUGUGAGGAGUGUGGUUACAAGACCAAGAUGAAGCAAGACCUGACCUCACAUAUGAUGAGACACUCUGGUGAGAAACCUCACAAAUGUGACCAGUGCGACUAUUCUGCUGUGCAUAAACACGAUGUACACAAACACAUCAAGUCCAAACACUCCGGCGAGCGGCCCUACGUUUGUAGCGUAUGCGGGCUCAGAAUGUCUACCCUCUCUCAACAGUAUGUCCACAUGAAAACGCACACCGGUGAAAAACCGUUCAAAUGUGACCAGUGUGACUAUGCCGCUGCAACAAAAGUACAUCUAGACAAACAUAUCACAAGGAGACAUACUGGUGAGAAGCCCUACCUAUGUGAGGAGUGUGGAUACAGGACAGGGGUGAAGUCUGACUUAGUUUUCCACAAGAAGAGAAGACACACUGAAGAGAAAGCUCACAAUUGUGAACACUGUGACUAUUCCACUGCUACAAAAACAGACCUAGACAGACACGUCAAAGUAAAACACUUGAAACAGUUUGAGAAACCCUACGCAUGCAGGGAGUGUGGGUACAAGACAGCUUUCAAACCUUACCUGAACCGACACAUGAAAAAGCACACAGAUGAAAAAGGUUACAAAUGUGACCAGUGUGACUUUUCUACGACAUGGAAAUGGCAUCUGAAGAAGCAUGUCUCAACCAAACACACGGGCGAGGGACAAGGGGAGGAACCCCAAAUGUGUGAGAUUGAAAUACUUAGCUAAAUAAACUGAUGAGAAACUAGAGAUAGGAAUUUUGUGUGUAUAAUAUGGCCAAAAUGCCUAUGUACCAUUAGCACGUAGGCAGAACAUACUGCGCCUGCACAGAA
Molecule: messenger RNA, 2091 nt
Organism: Branchiostoma belcheri (Belcher's lancelet)
Lineage: Eukaryota; Metazoa; Chordata; Leptocardii; Amphioxiformes; Branchiostomatidae
Product: zinc finger protein 260-like
Exons: 1
Coding region: 176-1987 (603 amino acids)
Biological process (GO): regulation of transcription by RNA polymerase II
Cellular component (GO): nucleus
Molecular function (GO): RNA polymerase II transcription regulatory region sequence-specific DNA binding; DNA-binding transcription factor activity, RNA polymerase II-specific
Source: RefSeq, a predicted model, not a curated record